Parnassius apollo (apollo) is the source of this 255-nucleotide messenger RNA. The record is from the annotation of a GenBank genome assembly. Lineage: Eukaryota; Metazoa; Arthropoda; Insecta; Lepidoptera; Papilionidae.
AUGGCGGAGUGCGGUCUGAAGGUCGUUGAAGGUAUCACCAAUGACUUGCUGAAUCAUCGAAUUAAUAUAAGUGCGAAUCACGUGAACAGUUUCGUAUCUACAAUGCUGCAAAGGGUAAAUCCAUUCGCUGCAGAUGUGAGAAAGGAUGCACUUAUAAAUGUAUCAACAGGGAAAGUAGCUCCAGACGAUGUAUCAAACUUUCUUUUAAACAUAGAAACAAACAAACGGAGAAAACAAGAAGAAAUGCAUGAUUGA